Messenger RNA from Lodderomyces beijingensis, 1227 nucleotides. NCBI's taxonomy places the organism in Eukaryota, Fungi, Ascomycota, Pichiomycetes, Serinales, Debaryomycetaceae. The record is from the annotation of a GenBank genome assembly.
AUGAUGACAGUGCCUUUCAGUAUACCAACAUCGGAUCUAGAUUACUGCCUAGAACAAUUAUUAGAGCAUAAGCCUCCCAAGAUACUACCUCCAGAAACCAUCCAUCAACUAUGCCAUUUGUUGAAAACACAGCUUUUGUCUGUGCCAAACAUCAUAUCGUUGCAAAGCCCCAUUUCCGUUGUGGGUGACAUCCAUGGCCAGUAUCAUGAUCUAUUGGAGAUUUUCAAGAUCGGCGGUUCGCCGCCAAAUACAAAUUACUUGUUUCUUGGUGACUAUGUCGAUCGCGGCUACUAUUCAGUAGAGACGAUUUCGCUAUUGUUGGUUUUGAAAAUACGAUACCCCAACAGAAUCAGUCUAAUACGAGGCAAUCACGAAUCGAGAACUAUAACGACAAACUAUGGGUUUUACACUGAAGUGUUGAAUAAAUACAACGGAUCAGCAGAUGUCUGGACGUAUAUUACUGACUUGUUUGACUAUUUGCCCUUGGGGGCCACGGUUGACGGUACGAUAUUUGCAUGCCAUGGCGGAUUGUCUCCCAGUUGUCAGCAAUUGGACCAAAUACGGGCGGUUGACAGGUUUAGAGAAAUACCUCACGACGGGAUAAUGGCGGAUUUAGUCUGGUCCGACCCCGAUGUUGAGAUUUUGGAUUUCAAAUUGAGCCCUCGCGGGGCCGGGUAUCUCUUUGGAAGCGAUAUAAUGGACAAAUUCUGCCAUGAUAAUAGCUUGGUGCAAAUGAUUAGAGCACAUCAGCUAUGUAACGAAGGUUAUACUAGCUACUGGAAAGGGAAAUGUCUAACUGUUUGGUCAGCGCCAAACUAUUGUUAUCGCUGUGGCAAUAAAGCCAGUGUGUUGGAAAUUUUGCAUUCAAACUACGACACCAAAGAAAAGCCAACGCUGCUGCUGCUGCUGCUGCUGAUGACACGAAAUAACAACAACAACAACAACAAUCACCAUGACCCGGAAGAAGAAUCAAACGAUGAUUCCUUUUACGACCGGAAUAAUCUCAGAUUCGAUAAAACAAAAUCUCAAAUCGAACAAGGAGUCUUGCCAGGACAAUUUUUCAAUGUUUUUGAAGCUUCCAGAGAGAAUGACGAAGAUACCGUGAAUGGGAAAAGCGUCAAUGGUUUGAACUUUAGCGACGGCCUUGAGCUGACCUCCAACAAUUAUGACUUCUUUGCUGCAUAUUUCCAAGAGAAACCCAAGAGACAUGUCGAGUACUUCUUGUGA